Messenger RNA from Papaver somniferum (opium poppy), 549 nucleotides. RefSeq lists its product as uncharacterized. The transcript has a single exon. Lineage: Eukaryota; Viridiplantae; Streptophyta; Magnoliopsida; Ranunculales; Papaveraceae. The coding region runs from base 1 to 549 and encodes 182 amino acids. The record is from RefSeq and is a predicted model, not a curated record.
AUGCAUAUGCACUCUGUCUCUUGCAAUAGAUGCCCUGACCCUUGUGAAGCUAUUAUGCAUGCUCUUGUUCUGUGUCCCUUUGCUAGUCAUGUUUGGAGUCUGGCCUCUUUCUGUGCUAAUAUCUCCGCUUUCUCUUCUAGCUCUAUGAUUGAUUGGUUAAAUUUCUGGUUGAUUGACCAUCUUACUAGAAUUCCUAUUGAUAGACAUUGCACUUUUGUUGCUAUCUUGUGGUCUUUAUGGACUAGUAGAAACAACUUAGUCUUUAGAAACCUCCAGGAAAAACAUAUUGUUGUUAUCCAUAGAGCUAAAUGCUCCUUACUGGAAAAACUAGAGUUCCAAACCCACCUAGUUAAUUAUAUCCUUUCCUUUAGUGACCACUGGAUGCCCCCAACUUUUGGAUGGAUUAAAUGUAACAUUGAUUGUGCUUUUGAUGAUACUACUAAGGAUAAUGGUGCAGGCUAUGUGAUGAGGGACUUCUCCAGCAAGGUUUCUUUCCGUGCUUCCAUUGUGUUUGAUGUGGAUUCUGUUGAAGAGGCUGAGGUGUUUUGA